Messenger RNA from Megalops cyprinoides (Indo-Pacific tarpon), 1740 nucleotides. It is a transcript of the gene mmp25a, whose product is annotated as matrix metallopeptidase 25a. Lineage: Eukaryota; Metazoa; Chordata; Actinopteri; Elopiformes; Megalopidae. The transcript is spliced from 10 exons. Gene Ontology annotation, cellular component: extracellular matrix. Gene Ontology annotation, molecular function: metalloendopeptidase activity; zinc ion binding. The coding region runs from base 1 to 1740 and encodes 579 amino acids. The record is from RefSeq and is a predicted model, not a curated record. Gene Ontology annotation, biological process: extracellular matrix organization; proteolysis; collagen catabolic process.
AUGGGUCACAAGGCGCUCUGUGUAACUGGUACCGUGCUUCUGUACGUCUCUGUGGGACUCUGCGCUCCAAUGGCUGACCAAUACUCCCGGAGUGUGGAUUGGCUGACGCGGUAUGGGUACCUGCCUCCUCCAGACCCCCGCACAGCCCAGCUUCAGACCAGAGAGGGGAUCGAGAGAGCUAUUAGGCAGAUGCAGAGAUUCGCUGGACUGGAAGAGACAGGGGAGCUGGACCACGCUACUCUCUCCCUCAUGUCGACUCCUCGGUGUUCUCUACCUGACAUUGUUGGAACAGAGGACUUGCUUAAAAAAAGGAGAAGGAAAAGAUAUGCUCUGUCAGGGUUGCGUUGGGACAAGACUGAUAUCAGUUGGAGUGUCCACAGUUAUCCCUCAGGCACCUCACCUCUUCAACCUGAAUUAGUGGAGGCCAUUCUGAGCUACGCUCUCAAAGUAUGGAGUGACGUUACCCCUUUAAAAUUUCGCCAUCUUCCUGGGAGCAAUGCAGCGAGAGGAAGGAGACAGGAAGGGGACAUCAGGGUGUCGUUCAAUCGUUCCUUUCAUGAUGACGGGUACCCUUUUGAUGGUAAAGGCGGCACCCUCGCUCACGCUUUCUUUCCUGGGAUUGCUGACAUCGCAGGGGACGUUCAUUUCGACGAUGAUGAAACAUGGAGCUAUGCAGGUGACAGUCGCAGCACAGACCUCUUUACAGUGGCGGUCCAUGAGUUUGGCCACGCUUUGGGCCUGUCGCAUUCGUCCUCUGACCCCUCCAUCAUGAGACCCUAUUAUCAGGGUGCAGUGGGGCACAUCCAGAGCUACAGCCUUCCUGAGGAUGACAGGCUGGGCAUCCAGAUGCUGUAUGGGAAAAAAGGAGGAGUGAUCAUUCCUGAACCACGUGUCCCAUCCACCCCAAUUCUCCCUCACCAACCCAGUCCUCCAAAUCCAAGAUCAACAAAACACCCAGACCCUUCCCUUCAGGACCGAUGUGAGGGGGGCUAUGAUGCUGUGGCCAAUAUCAGAGGAGAGGUCUUCUUUUUUAAGGGUCCAUAUUUCUGGCGGAUCCAGCAGUCAGGUUCCUUGGUCUCACUCUCCCCAGCUUUGAUACGGAACUUCUGGAUCGGGCUUCCCCCUGGCAUACAGAAAAUUGAUGCUGUUUAUGAGAGGAAGGGUGACAGUCACAUUGUCUUCUUUGUUGGUGAUCAGUACUGGGUCUUCAAGGAUACAUCAUCCCUCCCUGGGUACCCCCGACCCCUGUCGGACUGGGGUUUGCAAGCAGCGAAUGGGAAAGCAUCUGAGAGAGUGGAGGCAGCAUUUGUGUGGGCUCACAAUGGCAAGACCUACCUUUUCAGUGGAGGGGAGUUUUGGAGGUUUGAUGAAGGAGGAAGAGAGACAGGAAGGAGGUUGGAGUCAGGUUACCCUAAAUUUACCACUCUGUGGAAAGGAGUCCCCUCUGACCCUGAUGACAUCAUCAGCUGGGGAAAUGGAGACACAUACUUCUUCAAAGACAACCUCUACUGGGUGCUGCAAAGGGGAGGAAUGGACCAGGAAAUUGUAACUUCUAAAUCCAUUGCAGUCGAUUGGAUGAGAUGUUCCCCGCCACCAACUCCCACCCAUUCAUCAGCCAAGUGUCAUCCUAGAGGCAGGGACUGCAACUGUGACAGGAACAGAACUGUCCUCAACCAGGCUGCUUGCUGGCAAAUCCUGGUGUGCCUUGCUUCAGUUUUCAUGUUUAUUUUCAUUCAUUAA